AUGAAUAUCGCACUUAAGGUACACAAGGUUUGGGAGGCGAUCGAAGAAGAAGCAAUCGAAGGAGAAGAGAAUGACAUGGCAAUGGCAUUAUUGUUUCAAUCCAUACCGAAAGUUUUGGUUCUCCAAGUUGGCGAGCUAAGCACCGCCAAGAAGGUGUGGGAGGCGAUCAAAACUCGACAUGUAGGAGCUGAAAGAGUUAAGGAUGCACGGUUGCAAACAUUGAUGGCUGAUUUUGAUCGCUUAAAGAUAAAAGAAACAGAGUCAAUCGAUGAUUUUGGAGGAAAAUUGUCUGAGAUUGCAUCAAAGUCUGCAGCCCUAGGAGUCAACAUAGAAGAGCCAAAGUUAGUCAAGAAACUUCUAACCAGUCUACCACGGAGGAAGUAUAUUCACAUUGUGGCUUCUAUUGAGCAAGUACUAGACCUAAAUAAUACAAGUUUUGAAGAUAUCAUGGUUCGUAUGAAAGCUUAUGAAGAGCGUGUUCGUGAUGAAGAGGAACCACAAGAGGAACAAAACAAACUGACGUAUGCGACCUCCGAGCCUCAAGCUACGCAAUGUAACCAUGAUUACAACAGAGACAAUCGUGAUUACAACAGAUAUCAUCGUGGCAGAGGCAGAGGAAGGUCAUACUACAGAGGCCGUGGACGAGGACGUUACUAUGGAGAUAGAGACGCGUCUAAAGUUGUAUGCUAUCAUUGUGACAAGCUAGGACACUAUGUUUCGGAUUGUCCAGACCGUAUCCUUAAGUUGCAGGAGGCCCAUGAGACCAAUAACAGUGACACUCAGGACGCAGAUGAGUUGAUGAUGCAUGAUGUUGUCUAUCUUAACGAGAAAAACUUUGUACCCGAGAAAUACGAGACAUGUAUGGAUGCAGAAGACAUAUGA
Messenger RNA from Brassica oleracea var. oleracea, 882 nucleotides. RefSeq lists its product as uncharacterized. NCBI's taxonomy places the organism in Eukaryota, Viridiplantae, Streptophyta, Magnoliopsida, Brassicales, Brassicaceae. Bases 1 to 882 code for a protein of 293 amino acids. Gene Ontology annotation, molecular function: zinc ion binding; nucleic acid binding. The record is from RefSeq and is a predicted model, not a curated record. The transcript has a single exon.